Messenger RNA from Pocillopora verrucosa, 1520 nucleotides. The record is from RefSeq and is a predicted model, not a curated record. NCBI's taxonomy places the organism in Eukaryota, Metazoa, Cnidaria, Anthozoa, Scleractinia, Pocilloporidae.
CUUUAGUUCCUGUUGGGAAUUUUCACUUUCCAGCUACACUGGAGCAGAAUAAUAUACUUCCUGUUCUCGGUGGCUGUCAUAUUUCCUUUCCGAAUGAUUGUGCGGAGAAGUAACUUCUACUCUUCGGAAACCUGUUGAAUUUGGGGUUGUUUUUACGGAACUUUCCCGAGAUGAUGAGCUCUUCACUAUUUGCGAGAGUGGCAUUUUACCCUUCUCUUCUCUGGGGAAUUGUAACAGAGAGUUCGACUAAAAGAUGGUAUGAUCGUAUAGACACACACAUCCUCUUGGGUGCUUUGCCGUUUAAGAGUCAAACCAAAGAAUUGGUGGAAAAUGAAAAUGUCAGAGGAGUAGUAACCAUGAAUGAAGACUAUGAAUUACGAUACUUUUCCAACAGCAAAGAGGAAUGGGCAAGUUGGGGAGUGACUCAGUUGCACUUGGCUACAGUGGAUUUUAAUAAUGCACCGUCCCAAGAGAUGCUAAGAAAAGGAGUUGAAUUCAUUGAAGAAAUGAACCAGAACCAAAACAGCGUGUAUGUUCACUGCAAGGCAGGCAGGGGACGCAGUGCCACACUUGCAACAUGUUACAUUAUGAAGGCCAAAAGGUUACAACCAAUGGAUGCUUACCAAUACGUCAAGAGUAAAAGACCUCACAUACUUAUUGCCUCUCGGCAGUGGGCUGCUAUUGAACUGUUCUAUAAGAACCUAUUAGAUCAAGGUCACCAUGAUGCAAUAUAAAAUAUUCCACUAUAUACAUCUACAUGCAAUGAUGGUUUUUGAAUGUUGACAGUCAAAUUAUUUAUUUCUGUAAACAGAUUUUUCACAAAAUCAUUAAGAAAGCUAAACUCAACACCUUUUAUAAUUUAAGUGUAUACUUUUUUGUGUAGUUAGCUUUAAAAUGAUUCUUACACUAACUGUAAACCACCCUGGGAUGGUUCAAUUGAAUCCAGGAAGACUUAAAUGAGGGUGUACACCACAGGAAGCCUGCCCCAGCACAUCCUGUCAGGAAACAUGUCUCAUUUUGGGGGCACAGCACACCAGAGAGCCCCCUAGAUCACUUUUGACAGUAGUCAACUCCUCCUUGUUUGUUUUGCUGACAACAAUUUAUGAAGCUUCAGCAUUUAAAAAAGCUUGUCAGAAACUUAUCAAUUUUGUUCAUUAUUUUAUUAUUUUUUUUUUAUUUUGCCAUUUUGUAAUUAUAAUACAUCUGUAGAAAUAAAAAAGGAAUUACAUAUACAUUAAUGUGUUAUAGCUGAAGAUUUAGGAAACCCAUUGGGAAACCAAGAGGCUUAUGUGAGCUACAGACUCCUCAUAUUUUACAAAAAUAAAUAAUUAGUUAAUUUAUAUUAGUGAAAGAAUCAAAGAGGAAGCAUCAAUUCUCUGUUACUCUGAGUUUCGCGCCUAAGCACUCAUCAGGCAGAACUUGCUACCACAGCAUUGAGCACUUUAUGCCAAGGUAGACUCUACCCCCACAUUUAUAAUUUGUCAAUUUAUUUAUUUUGCCAUUUAUUAUAAUACAUCAGU